Molecule: messenger RNA, 1212 nt
Organism: Carassius auratus (goldfish)
Lineage: Eukaryota; Metazoa; Chordata; Actinopteri; Cypriniformes; Cyprinidae
Gene: rpp14
Product: ribonuclease P/MRP 14 subunit
Exons: 6
Coding region: 127-510 (127 amino acids)
Biological process (GO): tRNA 5'-leader removal
Cellular component (GO): multimeric ribonuclease P complex; nucleolus
Molecular function (GO): ribonuclease P RNA binding
Source: RefSeq, a predicted model, not a curated record
GCGAGAUUUGGCAAAACAAGAGGGCGCAUGGCGCUGCGCAUGCUGUUCAUAAAGGACAAACACGACCUUUAAUUCUGCAUACUCGCAGACCAUCUGGGAAGAUUUCAUUGGGUAAAAAUACAAGUUAUGGAGGAACCCUCAAAGUUUGAGCGAUAUGUGUACAAAAAUGCUUCAGUUUACCAUUAUAUGAAGAUAUCUCUAGUUUUGGAGAGUGGAAACAAAAAUAUUACUGAUGCACAGUUCAAACAAUUGAUUAUCUGUGGACUCAAAGACCUGUACGGAGAGGUUGGAGCUUCUUUUCCAUUUGAUUUGCUUAAAUUUGAUCAGAACGAACUGACCGGUAUACUGAGAGUGUACAACAGCGGCCUGGUGAAAUUGUGGAGCGCUUUAACAUUACUGGGAUCAUAUCAGAAUGAGGCAUGUGCAUUCAGAGUCACGCAGGUGUCGCCAUUUUUACUAGCGUUGUCUGGGAAUAGCCGUGAGCUGCGGUUCGCAGACCAGUUGAUAUAGUGAGGUGGGCCUACAGAAAAAAAAAAAUACAUUGGGUGGAAAAAAAUGUUUUUUCUCAGAAGAAGUAUUUUCAGCAGAAAUAUAAACAGUUUUUUCAACUCAGUUCCCACAUCCCUCACAGUAGGGCACAGGUCGCUUUACGUGGGUGAACGGGCCUCGCUUAGCAAAACAUUCAGUGCCAGAGAUGUCACACUUUUUGCUGAGCUGACGGGGGACACGAAUCCUCUCCACCUCGACCCCGAAUACACCAAAACGACCUCUUUCGAGACCCCCAUUGUUCACGGAGUGCUGAUUAACGGUCUGAUCUCAGCAGUUCUGGGGACGAAGUUGCCCGGCAAAGGCUGUGUGUUUCUUCACCAGGAAAUACGCUUUCCGGCACCCCUCUACAUCGGAGAGGAGGUUGUGGCAGAAGCGGAGGUCAAAAAGAUCAAAAUGUCCUUUGCUUUUAUUUCUGUUUCCUGCGCUGCCAAAGACAAAGUGGUCAUGGAGGGAGAGGUCAUAGUCAUGAUGCCACAAGACGCACAACAAUCAUGAGAAACUUUAGUGAAUCCAGCUGUUUGGUUUUUAUGUGCUGCCAGGAAUUAAAUGUUCUUUCUUGCUUCUUUUUGUUCUUUCAGAAUGUAACACUCACUCAGAGAUUUAAUAUUUCUUGUUUUUUGUUCUCUGGGAGUUAUUUGAAUAAAAAAUGUGUGAGAAAAUAAA